Messenger RNA from Uloborus diversus, 1964 nucleotides. RefSeq names its product beta-1,3-glucosyltransferase-like. Gene Ontology annotation, molecular function: acetylglucosaminyltransferase activity. Bases 1 to 1248 code for a protein of 415 amino acids. The transcript has 11 exons. Gene Ontology annotation, cellular component: membrane. NCBI's taxonomy places the organism in Eukaryota, Metazoa, Arthropoda, Arachnida, Araneae, Uloboridae. The record is from RefSeq and is a predicted model, not a curated record.
AUGGUGGUGGAAGAGAAGAAGAAGAAUAUUCUUAAUCAAGCUACACAGUUGUACAUGGUGAAUGCUACAGUUUACAAAUCACAUGAAGAUUUUGGCAAAAAGGUUGGACAUUGGACAAUAUUUCCCCUUGUUGAAAAGAUUUCAGAGUUGAAUGUUGAUUGGGUUUUUUUCCUUGAUGAAAUAACUGGUCUUAGUGUGGAAAAGCUAAUAAAAUUACUUUCAACAUAUAAUUCAUCGCAGGAACAUUUUAUUGGUUAUGCCCUACGUGAUUCUGAACCGACAAUCAUACAUCAUUUUGCAUCAAAUGAAGGAAAUUCAGCUGUUUUAUAUCCACACUUUGCUCCUGGGUUUGCGAUGAGUCUGCCUUUGAUACAGAAAAUACAUUCAAGAUUAUCUGAGGAUUUUGAACAUGCAUUCUCUAUUGAUCCUAAAUAUGAGAUUGCAAAAUUCAUAUGGAACAAUGGAAUGGGCAUUCAGUUACAGCAUUCUGAAAAUUUUUGUAUCAAAAAUAAGGAGCCACAUUGUGUUUCAUGGAUUGAGGAAGGACUUCCAACUUGUAGUGCUGUGGUUUCAACUAGUAAAAUUUUUGUUGCCGUAAAAACUUGCCAUAAGUUUCAUGAAAACAGAGUGAAAGUGAUAAAAAGUACUUGGGCUCCAGAAGUUGAAAAUUUGCAUUUUUUCAGUGAUAAAAAUGACCAUUUAAUUCCAACUAUAACGUUAAAUGUUGAAAAUGUUCCUAAUGGACACUGCGAGAAAACAUUAUCUAUUAUGAAGUAUUACUUACAGAUGAAGGAUCCAUUAGAUUGGCUCAUUAUAGUUGAUGAUGAUACUCUUCUCAAUUAUCGAAGAUUGUUGAAAUUAUUGUCUUGCUAUGAUUCUUCUAUAAGUGUUGCUCUCGGUGAAAGGUACGGAUACAGUGUGACGAAUAAUCUUGGAUAUGAUUACAUUACUGGUGGGGGUGGAAUGGCCUUUUCACUGCCAGCUGUUACAACAUUAGUCAAAAAUUGUUAUUGUCCAUCCAUUGAUUCACCUGAUGAUAUGAUAAUUGGUAUGUGCCUUAAGAAGUUGAACAUUCCAGUCACCCAUUCUCAUCUGUUUCAUCAGGCAAGGCCUACUGAUUACUCUUUUGACCUUUUAAAGCCAUUUAAGCAGAUAUCUUUUCAUAAGCAUUGGAUGAUCGACCCUUAUUAUGUGUAUUCUACGUGGUUGAAAGACAACAUGACAAGAUACCAGCAUGUUGAACUGUAAAUUAAAUUCCAUUUCUAAUACUUAGGUUAAACAUUUUGUAUCUAUAUUAGUGAUGUGCCAGAUCGUUAAAAAGUAGAUCCAUGGAUACGGAUCUGGAUCAUUAGUGUCAAGAUCCGCGGAUACGGAUCUCAUUUUUUUUUUACCCAAUUCCAAGUGUAAAAUUUGUUGCGGAAGGUAUUCCCGUCAGAAUAAUGGCAGUUUCUUCAAAGAAUGUCAACUGCGGUAAAAAUAUAAUCAAGGCUAUGAUUUACUCUUUAAAGAAAUCUUCGUUAAAAUUGAGGGAGAGUUGGAAGGAAUCUGUCAGCACUGCAUUUAUGCUGAAAUAAAAUGGGAAAAAUUAUUUCUAGCAUGUCCAGUAGCAGCUUUACACUCUUGCUCCUGUAUCCUACAUCUACCGAGUAAGCUUGAAAUAAUUUUUCACAUUCCAUCUGAGCAUUAAUGCAGGUCUGACCCAUUCCACCGAACUUCUACGACCGUCGAAAUUCAGAGUUGGGAACACCUUAACAAACAGUAAAUAGAGAAUUUAGUUUCCCUUUUUUUAAAGAAUGCCGAGAAAAACAAAAAUGAAAAAUAACAGAAACCAAAAUCAAUAACAAAAACUAAUAUUAAAUUAAAAAUUAAAAAAUCAAAACAUGUCUCAGAGAGCCGACCUCACAUUAAGAUGAAUUUCGUGUGUCAGAACACACAUUUGUUAACAAAUAUGAACUGACAGCAGC